CUCCUCCCUCCAGUGGGAGCACCAUGCGGGGCUACAACAUUCCAGCCAGGACGCCGCUGCCAUGAUCCGCACAGCAAGUCCAUCCAGGCUGCAGAGGUGCGAGUGUUGCAGCCGAAGACCACUUCCCCUCCACGGCUCCUGACAGCGCGCUUGUGCAAGCAACACAGCGGGAUUUUUUUCGGAGGGGAAAACAACUACAAAAAAGGGAAAAAACCUCCACACCUGUGAAGUUGCUUCACCGCCGUUAUAGCAGCUUACCUCCGGCUUGGAACUGACCGCACGGAGAUAGUCGCACUUUGGCCCCGAAGCCUGCGAGUCUUCCGCGGGGAGGCGAAGAGGCUCCACGGUCCUGGUGCGGUGGUUUCCUCCCGUGGAAUGGAGGGCUUCGUUUGGAUUUUCCACCGGGAGAAUGCGUUUUGUUGCUGAUCCGGUCCCCGGCAACCAGCGCUCCUGGACCAGAGGUUGGCCAAUCAGAAGAGAGCUUGAACGGCGGGCAACACGGCUGCUGGCAGGGGUCAAAGGGCACCAUGGACAGUGGCCUUAGGGUCCUCCUGUCCACUGUGCUGUGUUUCAGCCAGUCCCUGCUCGUCGGCUGCACACUUCAAUUCCCGUCUUUCCGCUCUGAGCCCGCCUCCCUGCUUCAGAGUCCUGGCUCUGUGGCUCGCUUGCGCUGCUCUGUCCGCCCUCCAUCGGCGGCUGUUUUCUGGCGCUUCAGAGGGGCCCCCCUGCAGGCCGACACCCUGCCCGGCGUGGAGCUGAGCAACGGGUCCCUCACCAUCUCCUCCCUGGGGGCGGCCCACGUGGGCGUCUAUCAGUGUGUGGCACGCUUGCGAGGCGGGCCGGCCGUCGCCAGCCGCUAUGUGCGCGUGACUUUAGCAGACAUCUCACAAUACCAAGACACCCGCAGGCGAUCGCUGUCGGUGCAGGAAGGCAGCAGCGCCCUCAUCGAGUGUCCCCUUCCUCACAGCGCACCCCCGGCGUUACCAAGGCUGCGAGUGCGAGGGGAGAUUGUGGACACGUCCUCAGACGACUACUUAGUUCUCCCGUCUGGGAACCUCCAGAUUGUCUCCGCCUCCGCUCGCCAUCAGGGCGUUUACAAGUGCGGCUCGUACAAUCCUGUCACGGGCGAAAGCGUCACGCAGACUCACGGUACCAAAGUCACUGUCAGGCACUCCGCCUCCACCCCUGUGCGGAUUGUGUACCCCGCCUCCCCCGUCAUGGUGGUGCUGCAGCAGUCCCAGCCGUACACGCUGGAGUGCGUCGUGUCCGGUAGUCCCGCGCCGCCGUCCACGUGGCUGAAGGACGGGAAGGAGGUCCCACCGGGGCCAUCGCUGCGACGACGGCACAGCAAUUUGGACUUUGUUGCCGUGACGAGGGACGAUGAAGGAGUGUACGCCUGCACCGCUGAGAGCGAGCGGGGCGUGGCCGUCAGCGCCAACUACACCGUCAAAGUUCUCGAACCGGCAUCCAUCACGGCGGGCCUCACCGACCAACGCGCCUUUCCUGGGUCCGCCGCUCGUUUUACCUGCGCGGCGGCAGGAAACCCCACCCCCAACGUCACCUGGCUGUUCAAUGCCGAACCCGUCGCCACGUCGAGUCACGUUCGGAUCUCGGGGAACUCCCUCGUCAUCACGGCCGUCGCUCCGCAGGACGAGGGCGUGUAUCAGUGCGUGGUGGACAACGAUGUCUGGUCGGCACAGUCGUCAGGCCUGCUGACAGUGCAGUCAGAGCUGCGCUUGGGAGUCGCCGCUCCUGAUGUUCCUUCGUCGCUCCCGCCCAUGCAGAGCGAUGAAGGCCGCGAGCGCUUACUGGCGGAGGACGAAGACGAGGUCGACAGCGGCGGCGACCGCCUCACGCCAGAUGCUCCCAUCAUCAUCAGCCCGCCUCAGACGCACAAACCUGACGUGUACGACCUGGAGUGGAGAGCGGGCCCCGACGGAGGGAGCCCCAUCAACGCAUAUUUUGUCAAAUACCGUAAGGUGGACGAGACGGCCACGGCCAUGGAAAAGUGGUACACGGUGCGCGUGCCGGGCAGCGAGCGCUCCCUGCGCCUUUCCGAGUUGGAGGCGUCCAGCCUGUACGAAGUUCUGAUGGUGGCGCGCAGCUCGGCGGGUGAGGGCCAGCCCGCCAUGCUCACCUUCCGCACCGGCAAAGAAAAGAGCGUCUCGACAAGCAAGAAGCCCUCCAAGCCCCCCGUGGUCUUGAUGCCGCCCAAAGCUCCGGAGGACAAGACGGUCAACACCCACUUUGGAGUGGUGAUCCACGACAGAGUGCCGGAAGCCCCCGACAGGCCCACCAUCUCUAUGGCGACCGAAAGCUCCGUCUACGUCACCUGGAUUCCCCGAGCCAACGGCGGCUCUCCCGUCACCGCCUUCCGCGUGGAGUACAAGCGGGGUCGCGGCCCCGAGUGGGGCGUGGCGGCCGAUAAGAUCUCGCCACUCAAGUUGUCGGUGGAGGUUCGCAAUCUGGAGCCUGGCUCCACCUACAGGUUCCGUGUUGCGGCCAUCAACUUGUACGGGGAGAGUCCUCACAGCGUCCCCUCCAGACCCUACCAGGUGCCCCAGGCCAGCCCUCGUACGGCCGACCGGCCCGUGGUGGGACCGCACAUCACCGCCACCGACGCCAUCAGCGACACGCAGAUCCUGCUGCGCUGGAAUUACAGUCCCUCCAGUAACAACAACACCCCCAUCCAGGGCUUCUACAUCUACUACCGCCCCACUGACAGCGACAACGACAGCGACUACAAGCGGGACCUGGUUGAAGGUGUGAAAGACCGCCACAUGAUUGGACACCUGCAGGCGGAGACGUCGUACGACAUCAAAAUGCAGUGCUUCAACGGGGGCGGCGAGAGCGAGUACAGCAACGUGAUGAUCUGUGAGACCAGGGCUCGUCAGUUUCCGGGCGCCCCCAGCCAACGACCCUUCACCCCGCCCUGGCACCACCCCCAGGAGCCACCCACCGCGCCCGGGGGGUUGCUGUACUUGAUCGUGGGCUGCGUGCUGGGCGUGAUGGUCAUCAUCCUGCUGGCCUUCAUCGCCAUGUGUCUGUGGAGGAACCGCCAGCACAACAACAUGCACAAAUACGACCCUCCAGGUUACCUGUACCAACCUACGGACGUAAACGGACACAUUCUGGAGUACACCACGUUGUCCGGCACCGGCGGCGUCCACGGGGGCUACGGGCACGGGAGCUACGGGCAGGGGGGUGCCAUUUUGCCGGCAGGCUGCCACCACCUGCACCAUAAACACCCCAACGGCCUGGCGCUGCUCAACGGCAACGGAGGACUCUUCCAGCACGGCCUUGACGGCACCUUGCCUCACAGCGGGGGGGACUGCGAGCACCCGCACGCUCACCACCACCACCACAACGGCGGCGUCUACACGGCUCUCCCUCAGUCCGAGUCUUCUGACUGCAUGAGUUGUCAGAAUUUGUGCAACAACAACAGGUGUUACAACAAGACCAACGGCGCCCUCUGUGGCGGCGCCCUCACGCAUCGAGCGACGCGCCUUGCCCUCAGCAGGACGGCCUGGAGAUGGUCCCUCUCGGACGGACGCCAUCGUCGCCACUGCCCCCGGCGCCGCGCCGACGAGUGUGAAGGCGACGCCACGCAGCCGCCCGCCCAACGAGCACAAAGAGUCGUCGCCUCCGCCACAUUCGUGUUGUCUGGUCGGGGGACGACAGACAAUGUCAUGACACAGGUGACCACGUGGAUCUUACAGACCAGGAUGACUCGGUUCUGGUUUGGGACUUUUUGGCUCUGCCAGACUUGGACUGUGACGAAAAACCCGGCUGGAUCUCUGCUGGUCUGACUGGGGAGCUGAUCCAGGAGGUGUGAAGGCGGGGCCAUAUGCUAUGGCACGCCACCUUUUUUAAAAAAAAACUCUUUGGAAGGAAGGGGCGGAGCUAACGUGGUGACGUCACAAACAGGAACUAAGAGGACCUGAAAGUCUGACGCUGGACAUGAAAAAAAGACUUGACAUGACUUAUUUAUUUUUUUGGUGGUAGUCAAAUCUUAUUUCAUAUGAAUGUAUCUUUCUGAGAACAAAGUUGCUCUUUUAUAUUAUUUAUGCUUUUAUUUUUAUUAUUUUUUUGGCUUUCUGGCUUUUAGCGAUGUAAAGUUUUGUAAUAAUAUAAAGAGAAGAUAUGGAAGAGUAAACACGCUUUUUCCUUUUUAUAGAAA
Molecule: messenger RNA, 4180 nt
Organism: Nerophis ophidion (straightnose pipefish)
Lineage: Eukaryota; Metazoa; Chordata; Actinopteri; Syngnathiformes; Syngnathidae
Gene: cdon
Product: cell adhesion associated, oncogene regulated
Exons: 19
Coding region: 528-3809 (1093 amino acids)
Biological process (GO): axon guidance; nervous system development; cell-cell adhesion
Cellular component (GO): plasma membrane; axon
Molecular function (GO): protein binding
Source: RefSeq, a predicted model, not a curated record